ACGAUGGCGAAGCUGGAGGUUUUGGUGGUUGUUGCCGUGUUUAUGGAGAUGGUCUCUGCGGCAUCUCUCGGGGUGGUGUACACAGAGGGAGGCAUGGUGGAGGGCGAGAACAUCCGUCUUGGCUUGUUCAGUAGCAUGGACAUCUUCAGGGGGAUUCCCUUUGCUGACAUGCCUGGAAGGUUUGAGAAACCAAAGCGUCACCCUGGCUGGGACGGUGUUCUGAAGACCACUGAGUUUAAGCCAAGAUGCCUUCAGAUGAACGUCAUCAUGACUGACACCAGAGGCAGUGAGGACUGUCUUUACCUUAACAUCUGGGUUCCUCACGGUCGCUCAGUGUCCACUGAUUUGCCGGUCAUGGUCUGGAUCUACGGAGGAGGCUUCCUGGCCGGAGGCUCAAUGGGAGCUAACUUCCUGGACAACUAUCUGUAUGACGGGCAGGAGAUUGCCGACAGAGGGAAUGUUAUUGUGGUGACGCUGGGAUACCGUGUGGGGACUCUGGGCUUGCUGAGCACCGGAGACUCCAGCUUACCCGGAAACUACGGUCUGUGGGACCAGCAGGCCGCCAUCGCCUGGGUGCACAGAAACAUCCGCUCAUUUGGAGGAGACCCUGACAACAUCACCAUCUUUGGAGAGUCUGCAGGUGGAGCUAGUGUCAACUUCCAGACUCUCACCCCCCACAACAAAGGAUUGAUAAAGAGAGCCAUCUCCCAGAGUGGGGUCGCCCUUUGCCCCUGGGGCAUCAACAAGAACCCCCGCAAGUUGGCUGAGGAGAUUGCUCUGAAGGUCAACUGCCCCAUCGAUCAUACUAUGGGUGCCUGUUUGAAGAUGACUGAUCCUGUACUCCUUACAAAGGCUGGCGCUCUCUCUCUGCCCAGCUCAGCUGAUCACCCCAUUGUAUUCAACCUUCUGCUGUCUCCUGUGGUCGAUGGCGACUUCCUGCCGGAUGAGCCUUCCAAACUGUUCCACAAUGCGGCUGACAUUGACUACAUCAUUGGAGUCAACGACAUGGACGGACACAUUUUCACUGCUUUAGAUGUUCCUUCAAUCAACUCAGACCUGUUGGAAACCCCUGUCGAGGAUGUGAGGAGGCUCCUGGCUUCCUACACCAAAGAGAAGGGCAUAGCUGGUUUGGACAACGCGUACUCCACGUACACCUCAAGCUGGGGAUCAGAUCCCAGCUGGGAGACCAUCAAGAAAACCAUUGUGGAGAUUGGAACAGACUACAUCUUCCUAGUUCCUUCUCAAGCUGCCCUCUACCUUCAUGCAGCCAACGCCAGGACUGGCCGUACAUACUCCUACCUCUUCUCUGAGCCCAACCGUAUGGGGGGUUUACUCAAGCCUUACCCCAGCUGGAUGGGAGCCGACCACGCUGACGACCUGCAGUACGUGUUCGGAAAGCCCUUCACCACACCGCUGGGGUACUGGCCUAGCCACCGUGACGUCUCCGGCUACAUUAUCGCCUACUGGACCAACUUUGCCAAAACUGGAGACCCCAACAAAGGAGAUCUGAAGGUGCCCACUACCUGGCCUAGAUUCACCAGCACUGGACACCAGUUCCUGGAGAUCAAUGCUAAGAUGAACAGUAGCAAUGUGAAACAGAUGAUGAGGAUGCGCUACGUGCAUUUCUGGACCAGCAUCCUACCCAACCUUGCAGUAAACUUCUCCGAAUAA
Chelmon rostratus (copperband butterflyfish) is the source of this 1671-nucleotide messenger RNA. Its product is annotated as bile salt-activated lipase-like. The transcript is spliced from 11 exons. Gene Ontology annotation, cellular component: cell surface; postsynaptic specialization membrane; synapse. Gene Ontology annotation, biological process: postsynaptic membrane assembly; modulation of chemical synaptic transmission; presynaptic membrane assembly. NCBI's taxonomy places the organism in Eukaryota, Metazoa, Chordata, Actinopteri, Chaetodontiformes, Chaetodontidae. Bases 4 to 1671 code for a protein of 555 amino acids. Gene Ontology annotation, molecular function: signaling receptor activity; sterol ester esterase activity; neurexin family protein binding. The record is from RefSeq and is a predicted model, not a curated record.